This is a messenger RNA of Dibothriocephalus latus, 345 nucleotides long. NCBI's taxonomy places the organism in Eukaryota, Metazoa, Platyhelminthes, Cestoda, Diphyllobothriidea, Diphyllobothriidae. The record is from the annotation of a GenBank genome assembly.
AUGAGCACAACCCAGCCAAACACUGAGCCCCUGGAGGACUCCGCAAAAGACCAGGAAGCCUUUGUCAGAGUGCACAAUCCGCCUAAGGUCUACCCUACUGGGUACGUGAAACGAGAAGAAGCCGACCCACUGCCCUACUACACCGUUGGCGGGGCAGGCACCGACUACGCGCCGGACCAUCCCUCAGCCAGUAAGGUGCGUCAGACCUCCCGGUACCACAGUGUGCCGCAUCUGGUGCCGCACUGGCGUAAAGAGGGCCUCAUCCUGCAGUCGCCCCUAAUCCACGAUAAGGAGGCAGCCCGGCUUUACGCUGAAUUGAGCCUCUUCUCCGGCAGCCGCAUCUUU